Molecule: messenger RNA, 2577 nt
Organism: Elgaria multicarinata webbii
Lineage: Eukaryota; Metazoa; Chordata; Lepidosauria; Squamata; Anguidae
Gene: GLB1
Product: galactosidase beta 1
Exons: 16
Coding region: 8-1975 (655 amino acids)
Biological process (GO): carbohydrate metabolic process
Cellular component (GO): vacuole
Molecular function (GO): beta-galactosidase activity
Source: RefSeq, a predicted model, not a curated record
CUUUUCCAUGUUCUGCUGCUAUCUGCUGUGUAACAUGUUUGCUCUCCUUUUGCUGUACUUACUACAUGCAGGAUUUGGAACACCUAUCACGUCCCAGAGAAGUUUUGGGAUUGAUUAUGCCCAUGACUGCUUCCUUAAGGAUGGGAAACCAUUCCGCUACAUCUCGGGAAGCAUCCAUUAUUCCCGUAUUCCCCGGUCCUACUGGAAAGACCGCCUCUUGAAAAUGAAAAUGGCAGGCCUUGAUGCUAUUCAAACGUAUGUGCCAUGGAACUUCCAUGAAUUUGAGCCAGGAGUUUACAACUUCUCUGAUGACAGAGAUCUUGAGUAUUUCCUGCAGCUUGCUGAGGAGAUUGGCUUGUUGGUCAUACUGAGAGCAGGGCCAUAUAUAUGUGCAGAGUGGGACAUGGGAGGUCUACCUGCCUGGUUAUUAAAAAAAGAAUCUAUUGUCCUUCGAUCUUCCGAUUCAGAUUACUUGGCAGCUGUUGGAAGAUGGAUGGGGGUCUUACUACCAAAGAUGAAGUCUCACCUCUAUCAAAAUGGAGGUCCAAUUAUCAUGGUGCAGGUUGAAAAUGAAUAUGGCAGUUACUUUGCCUGCGAUUUUAAUUACCUUCGUUACCUUCAGAAUCUGUUUCGCCAGCACCUUGGAGAUGAAGUGGUGCUGUUUACCACAGAUGGUGCAAGCAAGCUUUUCUUGCGAUGUGGAACUCUUCAAGGCCUUUAUUCAACUGUGGAUUUUGGACCAGGUAGCAAUGUCACCGCAGCAUUUUUAACUCAGAGACACAGCGAACCUAAAGGCCCCUUGGUCAAUUCUGAGUUCUACACUGGCUGGUUGGAUCAUUGGGGCGAUCAUCAUUCUGUUAUACCAUCAUCAAGAGUAGCUAAAACUCUUAGUGAAAUCCUGGCAUGGGGAGCUAAUGUAAACAUGUACAUGUUCAUAGGAGGGACUAAUUUUGGCUAUUGGAAUGGAGCCAAUAUGCCUUUUAUGGCACAGCCUACCAGCUAUGAUUACGAUGCCCCACUGAGUGAAGCCGGAGAUCUCACGGAGAAGUAUUUUGCUAUCAGAGAAGUCAUCGGCAUGUACAAGGAAAUACCACAGGGCCCUAUUCCUCCAACGACUCCAAAAUAUGCCUAUGGAGAGGUUUCACUGGAGAGGGUGGGCACAGUAAGGGAACUUCUGAAUGACCUGUCACCCUCUGGACCAAUUAAAAGCAUCUAUCCCUUAACAUUUGUUCAAUUGAAGCAGUACUUUGGGUAUGUAUUAUACAGAACUAAGCUUCCAAGAAACUGUAGUGAGAAAACUCCACUCUCUUCAACAUUUGAUGGAAUUCAUGACCGUGCUUAUGUCUCUGUGAAUGGGAUUCCUCAGGGAGUCCUUGAAAGAAGCAAGCUGUUAACUCUCAAUAUAACUGGGAAUGCUGGAACAUAUUUGGAUAUAUUGGUAGAAAAUAUGGGCCGAGUAAAUUAUGGAAGAUACAACAAUGACUUCAAGGGACUGAUUUCAAAUGUAACUCUUGCUGGAGAGAUACUCAUGGACUGGGAGAUAUAUCCACUGGAUAUUGACAGAGCAGUGGGUCAGGGCCUCAAAAAUGAGAUGUCUGGUGGGAAUAUUCCAAACUAUGAAGAGCCUGCUUUUUAUGUUGGCCAUUUUCCCAUUCCUAGUGGAAUUCCUGACUUACCUCAGGACACCUUCAUCAGGGUUCCUGGGUGGACAAAGGGACAAGUCUGGAUCAAUGGCUUUAACUUGGGACGCUACUGGCCAGCCCGUGGCCCUCAGCUAACACUGUUUGUUCCAAGCAACAUUCUUGUUUCGUCUUCUCCAAACAAUAUUACAGUUAUGGAGCUGGAAAGUUCUCCUUGUGGCACCCAGAAAUGUUUGUUAGAGUUUAUAGACAAACCCAUUCUCAAUGCAACCCUUUACUAUGAAAGCAGUACUGAGAAGUUGUUCACGAGAGAUGAAUGGUUGGACCAUAUAUAAGUAUACCAGAUUGCCUCUUUACGUUGGUCCUUUUAUUCAACAGAUCCUCCAUUUUCUACACUCUCAGCUGUGGUGGUGGGGGAAAAUCAGUGUUUUAAAAAUCCAGAGGAAUAAUUAACUUUAUCAAACCAGUGGAAUGUAUAAAAUCGUAUUAACUCUUUUUCUUAAAAAAUAAAAUGAAAAUCUUGUCCUUAUAAUCAGCAAGAAAAACAACAACACAGAUUCUUAUGGGCGCCCAGUGGUUUAAACAAAUGGAAUAUGUGUUCAAUAAACUGUUGAACACACAUCAGAAUCAGGAUUUUUUGUCUUGCUCUCUCUGAAUUUUUGCAUUUUUAUCUGUUGAUUUUGUAUUGUAGUCAGACCCAGAAUGUUCAGAUUCAUAGUUUGUAUGGAGCUGCUAAAGGCUUUUAUUGUAUGAAAAUGAAGGAAACAUUUUAAGGGGUAUAAAAUGAAUUAUCAUGUAUUUUUGACAAACUGUUUUCACAUUGUUGGUUGUUUUAUUAUGUUCUUCAUGGUUUUAAUUUUUGUGAACCGCCCAGAGAGCUUUGGCUAUUGGGCGGUAUAAAAAUGUAAUAAAUAAAUAAAUGAGAAAUAAUUUUAAA